This is a messenger RNA of Catharus ustulatus (Swainson's thrush), 9710 nucleotides long. RefSeq names its product acetyl-CoA carboxylase alpha (gene ACACA). The record is from RefSeq and is a predicted model, not a curated record. Bases 133 to 7176 code for a protein of 2347 amino acids. NCBI's taxonomy places the organism in Eukaryota, Metazoa, Chordata, Aves, Passeriformes, Turdidae. Gene Ontology annotation, biological process: fatty acid biosynthetic process. Gene Ontology annotation, molecular function: ATP binding; acetyl-CoA carboxylase activity; metal ion binding. The transcript is spliced from 56 exons.
CCGCGCGGGGAGCGCCAGGCCGGGGGCCCGCGGCGCCUCCGCUGCACCGGCACCGUGAGUUCGUUUUGGAAGUGGCUCUCUGCUCAGAUUGCGUGGAUAUCCAGAGUGUUGAGAGCCCAGUUUGGGGGAGCCAUGGAGGAAUCUUCUGACGCCAAUAAAGCCCUGGACGCGAGCGCUCACUCCCGCUUCAUCAUUGGCUCUGUGUCAGAGGAUAACUCAGAGGAUGAGACCAGCUCCUUGGUGAAAAUUGAUCUGCUGGAGGAGAAGGAGAGGUCUUUGUCCCCUGUGUCUGUCUGCUCCGAUUCCCUCUCGGACCUGGGGCUUCCAAACCCUCAGGAUGGCCUGGCCAGCCAUAUGAGGCCCAGCAUGUCUGGUUUGCACCUUGUCAAGCAAGGCCGGGACAGGAAGAAGGUGGAUGUGCAGCGGGACUUCACCGUGGCCUCCCCAGCAGAGUUUGUCACUCGGUUUGGAGGGAAUAAAGUUAUUGAAAAGGUCCUGAUAGCAAAUAAUGGCAUUGCAGCAGUGAAGUGCAUGAGGUCCAUCCGGCGCUGGUCCUACGAGAUGUUCAGGAACGAGAGGGCCAUCAGGUUCGUGGUCAUGGUCACUCCUGAGGACCUGAAAGCCAAUGCAGAGUACAUUAAAAUGGCAGAUCACUACGUGCCCGUCCCAGGAGGACCCAACAACAACAACUAUGCAAACGUGGAGCUCAUCCUCGAUAUUGCCAAGAGGAUUCCAGUGCAGGCUGUGUGGGCUGGCUGGGGCCAUGCAUCAGAGAACCCCAAACUGCCAGAACUGCUGCACAAAAACGGGAUUGCUUUCAUGGGUCCUCCCAGCCAAGCCAUGUGGGCCUUAGGAGAUAAAAUUGCUUCUUCCAUCGUGGCUCAGACUGCUGGCAUUCCAACUCUUCCUUGGAGUGGCAGUGGUCUGCGAGUGGACUGGCAGGAGAACGAUCUGCAGAAGCGCAUCCUGAGCGUGCCCCAGGAGCUCUACGAGAAGGGCUACGUGAAGGAUGCAGAUGAUGGCCUCAGGGCUGCUGAGGAGGUUGGCUACCCUGUCAUGAUCAAGGCUUCUGAAGGAGGAGGAGGAAAAGGAAUCAGGAAAGUGAACAAUGCAGAUGACUUCCCCAAUCUGUUCAGACAGGUUCAAACUGAAGUGCCAGGCUCUCCCAUCUUUGUGAUGAGGUUGGCCAAGCAGUCCAGGCACCUGGAGGUGCAGAUCCUGGCAGACCAGUACGGCAAUGCCAUCUCCCUCUUCGGCCGGGACUGCUCCGUGCAGCGCCGGCACCAGAAAAUCAUCGAGGAGGCUCCAGCCUCUAUUGCAACCUCAGCAGUGUUUGAGCACAUGGAGCAGUGUGCAGUGAAGCUCGCUAAAAUGGUCGGGUACGUGAGUGCAGGCACUGUGGAGUACCUGUACAGCCAGGACGGCAGCUUCUACUUCCUGGAGCUGAACCCACGGCUGCAGGUGGAGCAUCCCUGCACAGAGAUGGUGGCAGAUGUCAACCUGCCAGCAGCACAGCUCCAGAUUGCCAUGGGGAUCCCCCUGCACAGGAUCAAGGACAUCAGGGUGAUGUAUGGAGUUUCUCCCUGGGGAGACACAACCAUUGAUUUUGAGAACUCAGCCCACGUCCCCAGUCCCCGUGGGCACGUCAUCGCUGCCCGGAUCACCAGUGAGAAUCCUGACGAGGGAUUUAAGCCCAGCUCUGGCACAGUUCAGGAGCUGAAUUUCCGCAGCAAUAAGAAUGUCUGGGGCUAUUUCAGCGUGGCUGCUGCAGGAGGGCUCCAUGAGUUUGCUGAUUCCCAGUUUGGGCACUGCUUCUCCUGGGGAGAGAACCGUGAGGAAGCCAUCUCAAACAUGGUGGUGGCUCUGAAGGAGUUGUCCAUCCGAGGGGACUUCAGGACCACUGUGGAAUACUUGAUCAAGCUGCUGGAGACAGAGAGCUUCCAGCAGAACCGCAUCGACACGGGCUGGCUGGACCGGCUCAUCGCUGAGAAAGUGCAGGCUGAGAGGCCUGACACCAUGCUGGGGGUGGUGUGUGGGGCUCUGCACGUGGCUGAUGUCAGCUUCCGAAACAGCGUCUCCAACUUCCUGCACUCCCUGGAAAGGGGCCAGGUCCUCCCUGCUCACACUCUGCUCAACACGGUGGACGUGGAGCUCAUCUACGAGGGACGGAAAUACGUGCUGAAGGUGACCAGGCAGUCUCCCAAUUCCUACGUGGUGAUCAUGAACAGCUCGUGCGUGGAGGUGGACGUGCACCGCCUGAGCGACGGGGGGCUGCUCCUCUCCUACGACGGCAGCAGCUACACCACCUACAUGAAGGAAGAAGUGGACAGGUACCGCAUCACCAUUGGGAACAAGACCUGUGUGUUUGAGAAGGAGAAUGAUCCCUCCAUCCUGCGCUCUCCCUCUGCUGGGAAGCUGAUCCAGUACGUGGUGGAGGAUGGGGGACACGUGUUUGCAGGCCAGUGCUUUGCAGAAAUUGAGGUGAUGAAAAUGGUGAUGACAAUAACAGCAGGAGAAUCAGGCUGCAUCCACUAUGUCAAACGGCCAGGGGCAGUCCUGGAUCCAGGCUGUGUGAUUGCCAAGCUCCAGCUGGAUGAUCCCAGCAGGGUUCAGCAGGCUGAGCUGCACACGGGUACCCUGCCCCAGAUCCAGAGCACGGCGCUGCGGGGUGAGAAGCUCCAUCGCAUCUUCCACUACGUCCUGGACAACCUGGUCAACGUGAUGAAUGGCUACUGCCUGCCAGAGCCCUUCUUCAGCAGCAAGGUGAAGGGCUGGGUUGAGAGAUUAAUGAAGACCCUGAGGGACCCAUCUUUGCCCCUGCUGGAACUUCAGGACAUCAUGACCAGCGUUUCUGGCCGGAUCCCACCCAAUGUGGAGAAGUCCAUCAAGAAGGAGAUGGCCCAGUAUGCCAGCAACAUCACCUCGGUCCUCUGCCAGUUCCCCAGCCAACAGAUUGCCAACAUCCUGGACAGCCACGCCGCCACCCUGAACCGCAAGUCGGAGCGCGAGGUUUUCUUCAUGAACACUCAGAGCAUCGUGCAGCUGGUGCAGAGGUACCGCAGUGGCAUUCGGGGCCACAUGAAGGCCGUGGUGAUGGAUCUGCUCCGGCAGUACCUCAAGGUGGAGACUCAGUUCCAGCACGGUCACUAUGACAAGUGUGUGUUCACCCUUCGUGAGGAGAACAAGAGCGACAUGAACGCGGUGCUGAACUACAUCUUCUCCCAUGCCCAGGUCACCAAGAAGAACCUGCUGGUCACAAUGCUCAUCGACCAGCUGUGUGGCCGUGACCCCACGCUGACAGAUGAGCUGAUCAACAUCCUGACCGAGCUGACCCAGCUCAGCAAGACGACCAACGCCAAGGUGGCCCUGCGAGCCCGCCAGGUUCUCAUUGCUUCCCACCUGCCCUCCUACGAGCUGAGGCACAACCAGGUGGAGUCCAUCUUCCUGUCGGCCAUCGACAUGUACGGCCACCAGUUCUGCAUUGAGAACCUGCAGAAACUUAUUUUGUCUGAGACAUCCAUCUUUGAUGUGCUUCCCAACUUCUUCUACCACAGUAACCAGGUGGUAAGAAUGGCAGCCUUGGAGGUGUACGUUCGGAGAGCCUACAUCGCCUACGAGCUGAACAGCGUCCAGCACCGCCAGCUCAAGGACAACACCUGCGUGGUGGAGUUCCAGUUCAUGCUGCCCACCUCCCACCCCAACAGAGGGAACAUCCCCACGUUAAACAGAAUGUCCUUCUCUUCCAACCUCAACCACUAUGGGAUGGUGCACGUGGCCAGUGUGAGCGAUGUGCUGCUGGACAACUCCUUCACGCCGCCGUGCCAGAGGAUGGGGGGCAUGGUCUCCUUCCGCACCUUCGAGGACUUUGUCAGGAUCUUUGAUGAAGUCAUGGGCUGCUUCUGCGACUCUCCGCCGCAGAGCCCCACCUUCCCCGAGGCCGGCCACGCUGCCCUCUACGAUGAGGACAAGAGUGCCCGGGAGGAGCCCAUCCACAUCCUCAACGUGGCCAUCAAGACCGACAGCGACGUGGACGACGACGGCCUGGCUGCCAUGUUCAGGGAGUUCACCCAGAGCAAGAAAUCAGUCCUGAUUGAGCAUGGCAUUCGGAGGCUGACUUUCCUUGUGGCACAAAAGGACUUCAGGAAACAGGUCAACUAUGAGGUGGAUCAGAGAUUCCAUAGGGAAUUCCCAAAGUUCUUCACCUUCCGUGCCCGGGAUAAGUUCGAGGAGGACAGGAUUUACAGGCACCUGGAGCCAGCCCUGGCCUUCCAGCUGGAGCUGAACCGCAUGAGGAACUUCGACCUGACGGCCAUCCCCUGUGCCAACCACAAAAUGCACCUGUACCUGGGGGCUGCCAAGGUGGAGGUGGGCACAGAGGUCACAGACUACAGGUUCUUCGUCAGGGCCAUCAUAAGGCACUCAGACCUGGUCACCAAGGAAGCCUCCUUUGAGUACCUGCAGAACGAGGGGGAGCGUUUGCUGCUGGAGGCCAUGGACGAGCUGGAGGUGGCCUUCAACAACACCAACGUGCGCACGGACUGCAACCACAUCUUCCUCAACUUCGUGCCCACCGUCAUCAUGGACCCCUCCAAGAUCGAGGAGUCGGUGCGCUCCAUGGUGAUGCGCUACGGGAGCCGCCUCUGGAAGCUGCGGGUGCUGCAGGCUGAGCUGAAGAUCAACAUCCGCCUGACCCCCACGGGCAGGGCCAUCCCCAUCCGCCUCUUCCUCACCAACGAGUCGGGGUACUACCUGGACAUCAGCCUCUACAAGGAGGUGACAGACUCCAGGACGGGACAGAUCAUGUUCCAGGCCUAUGGAGACAAGCAGGGACCACUCCAUGGGAUGCUGAUCAACACUCCCUAUGUGACCAAAGACCUGCUGCAGUCCAAGAGGUUCCAGGCACAGACUUUAGGGACAUCCUAUGUCUAUGACAUUCCUGAGAUGUUCAGGCAGUCUCUGAUCAAGCUGUGGAAUUCCAUGAACGAGCACGCGUUCCUGCCGCCGGCACCGCUGCCCUCGGACAUCCUGACCUACACAGAGCUGGUGCUGGAUGACCAGGACCAGCUGGUGCACAUGAACAGGCUGCCAGGGGGAAAUGAGAUCGGCAUGGUGGCCUGGAAGAUGACCCUGAAAACGCCGGAGUACCCCGAGGGCCGGGACAUCAUCGUCAUUGGCAAUGACAUCACCUACAAGAUCGGCUCCUUUGGGCCCCAGGAGGAUGUGCUGUUCCUCAGGGCCUCAGAGCUGGCCAGGGCCCAGGGCAUCCCCAGGAUUUAUGUGGCUGCCAACAGCGGGGCCAGGAUCGGGCUGGCCGAGGAGAUCCGGCACAUGUUCCACGUGGCCUGGGAGGACCCUGACAACCCCUACAAGGGUUACAAAUACUUGUACCUGACCCCUCAAGACUAUAAGAAAGUCAGUGCCCUGAACUCUGUGCACUGUGAACACGUGGAGGAAAAUGGAGAGUCCAGGUACAAGAUAACAGAUAUCAUCGGCAAGGAGGACGGGCUGGGAGUGGAGAACCUCAGAGGAUCUGGCAUGAUUGCUGGAGAAUCAUCUUUAGCCUAUGAUAGUGUUAUCACCAUCAGCUUGGUCACGUGUCGGGCGAUUGGGAUUGGUGCCUACAUUGUGAGGCUGGGCCAGAGAACCAUCCAGGUGGAGAAUUCCCACAUCAUCCUCACGGGCUGUGGGGCCCUCAACAAAGUGCUUGGAAGGGAAGUUUACACCUCCAACAACCAGCUGGGAGGGAUCCAGAUCAUGCACAACAACGGGGUGACACAUGACACCGUCUGUGAUGACUUUGAAGGAGUUUACACCAUCCUGCAGUGGCUUUCCUACAUGCCAAAGAAUAUCCACAGCCCUGUGCCCAUCCUGAAAGCCAAGGACCCCAUAGACAGGAGCAUUGACUUUGUCCCCACCAAGACCCCCUACGACCCUCGCUGGAUGCUGGCUGGACGCCCCAACCCAAAUCAGAAAGGGCAGUGGCUGAGUGGGUUCUUUGACCAUGGCUCAUUCAUGGAGAUCAUGCAGCCCUGGGCACAGACAGUCGUGGUGGGGAGAGCCAGGCUGGGAGGAAUACCUGUAGGAGUGGUUGCUGUGGAAACCAGGACAGUGGAGCUCAGCAUUCCUGCUGAUCCUGCAAACCUGGACUCGGAGGCCAAGAUAAUCCAGCAGGCUGGGCAGGUGUGGUUCCCUGACUCUGCCUUCAAAACAGCCGAGGCAAUCAAGGACUUCAACAGAGAGGGGCUGCCCCUGAUGGUCUUUGCAAACUGGAGAGGCUUCUCUGGGGGAAUGAAAGACAUGUACGACCAGGUGCUCAAGUUCGGCGCGUACAUCGUGGACGGCCUGCGCGAGUACCGGCAGCCGGUGCUGAUCUACAUCCCGCCGCAGGGCGAGCUGCGCGGCGGCUCCUGGGUGGUCAUCGACCCCACCAUCAACCCGCGGCACAUGGAGAUGUACGCGGACAGGGAGAGCAGAGGGGGGAUCCUGGAGCCCGAGGGGACGGUGGAGAUCCGGUUCCGCAGGAAGGACCUGGUGAAGACCAUGCGCAGGGUGGACCCCGUGUACAUCGGCCUGGCCGAGCGCCUGGGCACCCCCGAGCUGAGCGCUGCUGAGAGGAAGGAGCUGGAGGCCAAGCUGAAGGAGAGGGAGGAGUUCCUGCUGCCCAUGUACCAGCAGGUGGCCAUGCAGUUCGCUGACCUGCACGACACCCCCGGCAGGAUGCAGGAGAAAGGAGCCAUCACCGAUGUGCUGGACUGGAAAACCUCCAGGACGUUUUUUUACUGGCGGCUGCGGCGGCUGCUGCUGGAGGAGGCCGUGAAGAGCAAAAUCCACGAGGCCAACCCCGAGCUGACGGACGGGCAGAUCCAGGCCAUGCUGCGCCGCUGGUUCGUCGAGGUGGAGGGGACAGUCAAGGCCUACCUGUGGGAGAGCAACAAGGACCUGGUGGAGUGGCUGGAGAAGCAGCUGACGGAGGAGGAGGGCGUUCGCUCGGUGGUGGAGGAGAACAUCAAAUACAUCUCCAGGGAUUACGUGCUCAAGCAGAUCCGGAGCCUGGUCCAGGCCAAUCCCGAGGUUGCCAUGGAUUCCAUCGUGCACAUGACCCAGCACAUCUCCCCCACGCAGCGAGCCGAGGUCGUGAGGAUCCUCUCCACAAUGGACUCGCCUUCCUCCACGUAGGAGCGUGGGUGCCACCCCGCCCUGCCCCAGGAGCCCGGAGCUGGGAACUGCCCUUGGUCUGCUGGGCCACCACGGGGAGGCUCAGGGAACGCUGCUGCAGGGACAGUUUUAUUUUUUCAAAUCAAGCUGACCAGAGGAAGCGUGUCCUUUGGCCAGGGACACGAGGAAAUGGAUAAACACGAGCGCCUGCGGAACUGAGUCCCCUCCUGUACCUUAUUUAUUGACCAGAGCGGGGCUGGGAGCUCCGGAACCGCGAGGCCUUGGCACAGCAGGGCCCUGCAGGGACACCCUGGCCUUCAGGGACACCCUGUCCUGCAGGGACAACCCUUAGGGACACCCCUGUAGGAACACCCUGUCCUUUAGCAUCACCUCUGUCCCUUUAGGGUCACCCCUGUCCCUUCAGGGACACCCUUUAGGGACACCCCUGUCCUGCAGGGACACCCCUGUAGGGAGACCCUGUCCUUCAGGGACAUCCCUGUCCUUCAGGGACAUCCCUGUCCUUUAGGGUCACCCCUUAGGGACACCCCUUGUCCUUCAGGGACACCCUGUCCUUUAGGGCCACCCCUUAGGGACACCCCUGUCCUUCAGGGACACCCCUGUAGGGACACCCUGUCCUUGCAAGGACACCACUGUCCUUUAGGGUCACCCCUUAGGGACACCCCUUGUCCUUCAGGGACACCCCUUAGGGACACCCUGUCCUUUAGGGUCACCUCUGUCCCUUCAGGGUCACCCCUGUCCCUUCAGGGACACCCUGUCCUUUAGGGUCACCCCUUAGGGACACCCCUGUCCUUUGGGGACGCCCCUUAGGGACACCCUGUCCUUUAGGGUCACCCCUGUAGGGACACCCUGUCCUUGCAAGGACACCCCUGUCCUUCAGGGUCACCCCUUAGUGACACCCCUGUCCCUCCAAGGUCACCCCUUGUCCCUCAGGGACCCCCUGCCCUCCUCCCCUGCCCCGUGCCCGCAGCAGCAGCUCCGUGCUGACAAGUGCCAAUGUCCCCUUGUCCCCUCUCCAGCCCCUGGCUCUGUCAGUGGUGAUUUGUGUGUCACCCUCUGUCAGUGGUGAUUUGAUUUGUGUGUCCCACGUCUGUCUUGUCCUGUAGAGCAGAACCAGCCUUUAGCUGCUGUGGCCAGGGCUGUCCCCGUGCCCCCAGGAGGCUCCCCAGGGCUGUGGAGGAUUUUGGGGGCAGGAUUUUGGGGCCUGAACCCCCCUGGCUUUGCCUUGGUGCCCAAUUCCCUUAGAGCAGGCUGUGGAUUGUGUGCAAGGCCCUUCUGGGAGGAGGCACAAGAGACCAAAGUGCAGCUCUCAGUGUUUGUGCUCUCCCUUCCCUGAUGUGUUCAGGGAGAAGGGAUGGGGACACAACCCGCUGUGCAUCCUUGGUGUAUCCUUGGUGUAAGUGCUCAUCCCUCUCCUUGGGCAGAGCCAGGCAGCUGAGGUGAGGGAGGAGAAAGGACAGAACCAAAUCCCCCAGUGGGGAUGGAACUGCAGGAGGAAAUUUCAGUCAGAGGACCUGAGGAGAGCUUUUCUCAUCAUCCUGCCCUGCCCCAGAGCUGCCUGUGCUUGGCUGGGGAGGAGGUUGGGUUUGGGAUCUCAUUCCAGGUAAGUGCAGGAAGGGGUGGCAGCUGCCCAGGUCCCCAACUCCUUUCCACAGGUUUUUUAUGUGACAAAAGCUGAGAGAAGCUGCAGUGCUGGAGGGAAGCACAGCCCCCCUCUCACAGCUCCUGGCAGAGCUCUGGGCAGUCCCAGCCUCACCCAUGAUGGUCUUAAAGAAUUUCAGAUUUUACAGCCCCUCCUUCAGUACAGCAGCAAGGGCUGUAUGGAUGAGAAUGCUCCAUCAGGGCUGGGUUUAUGAGAGAAUUGAUCAGUGAUGCUGCCAGUGCCUCUCACCUGUCCUUGUUUCCUCCUGAAGUGCAAUGCAGCCCUGCCUUGGUGCCAGUGACUGGAGGUGCCAGCCCGGGCUCGCUGCUCCCUGCCCGUGGCCAGCAGAGCUCGGCCACCUGCAGGAUUUGCUUUUUCUUAAUAGUUAAGAACCCUAAUUUGAUUUAAGAGAUUUUUUUUUUUCCACUAGAGCCCCCUGAACAAGCCCCAAAGAUGCUUUUGCUUAUGCCAGGGUGGGCUGCAGACAGACACACGGACAGAGAAUGUGUCAGCCAGGCAGGACCGGGACUUGGGGGGCUCCUCCCCUGUCCCCAGGGUCCCUUUCCCAGGACAGCUGCAGGGACAGUGGGAAAUGUCCCCACUCUGCCACAGCCUCGUGCAGAGCAGCCCCCAAAUUUCAGUGUUACAGCACCAGCUCAGGCCCUGCUGCACCUGGGGCAAAGCAGCUUCAAAAACUCUGCUGGGUGACUUUGGGGUCUGGCCUGCUGGGGCCCUGUGGCAGCAGCACCUGGAUGUCCCCAGGGUGUCCCCAGGGUGUCCCCAGGUGUGGGUGGGGGGGUCACUGGGUGGGGGAACCCCUGGGUACGAACGGUUCUCGCUGGUGCUGAAGUUUUUCACUUACCUCAAUUUCUUUUAAUAAAAAGAAUGAAUUACA